This is a messenger RNA of Chinchilla lanigera (long-tailed chinchilla), 1594 nucleotides long. RefSeq names its product sclerostin (gene Sost). Gene Ontology annotation, biological process: ossification; negative regulation of Wnt signaling pathway; negative regulation of BMP signaling pathway. Lineage: Eukaryota; Metazoa; Chordata; Mammalia; Rodentia; Chinchillidae. The transcript is spliced from 3 exons. Gene Ontology annotation, molecular function: BMP binding. Bases 24 to 542 code for a protein of 172 amino acids. The record is from RefSeq and is a predicted model, not a curated record.
GCGGCACGCUCCUUGCCGGCGCCAUGCAGCUCUCCCUGGCCCUGUGUCUCCUCUGCCCACUGCUGCCCGCUGUCUUCCGAGCGGCUGAGGGACAGGGCUGGUCGGCCUUCAAGAACGAUGCCACCGAGUUCAUCCCCGGGCUUGGCGGCCACCUGGAGCCCCCUCCGGAGCCGGAGAGCAACAAGACCAUGAACCGGGCGGAGAACGGGGGGCGGCCUCCCCACCACCCCUUCGAGGCCACAGACAUCUCUGAGUUCAGCUGCCGAGAGCUGCGCGCCACGCGCUAUGUGACGGACGGGCCCUGCCGCAGCGCCAAGCCGGUCACCGAGCUGGUGUGCUCGGGUCAGUGCGGGCCGGCGCGCCUGCUGCCCAACGCCAUCGGCCGCGGCAAGUGGUGGCGCCUGGGCGUGCGCUUGGUGGCCUCCUGCAAAUGCAAGCGCCUGGGCCGCGCGCACAACCAGUCCGAGCGCAAGGACUUCGCGCCCGGGCCGCAGAGGGGACGCAAGCCCAGGCCGCGCGCCGAGCUGGACAACGCGUACUGACCCUGGGGCCUGGACCCGCACGGCCGAGGGCCCCGUCACUCCGAAUGCACCACGCCCAGGGCGGGGACUGAGCUGCGGAAUCCGGGUCUGGAGAGCCGCCAGCCUGCAGACUCCCGCGGGGAGGCAUGGGGACACUGCCCACGCCUCCGAGGGGAGGAAAUGGACAGUGCACACUGCCCGGCCGGCUGAGGAGCUCCUGAGACCCUGGCAUCUCCACACCGCUGCCAGCCUGGGCUGUGUGCCCACGACACGCUGCCUUAGCUUGCUGCGGGGCCUCGCCGUCUUCUCUGCACGAUGGGGAAGGAAGGCUGCAGCUCCAGGACCCCCUUACCCCGCGCCCCUCUGGGACCUGGCGCUGCUGAGUGGGCCGGGCAAUUGGAUCGCUGCUGGUCACUGCGGGAGCCCGGGGGUGCCGUUGCCGCCCAGACGCGCAGCGGAGGAGGAGGAGGCCGCUGGCCCGGGACGGGGCAGGCAGAGCUGUGGGCCCCAGCCUGGCCGCCCGUCCCCAAGAAAGGGUGUCCUGAGUGCCGACAGGGAGCGGGUGCUGGAGGUGGCAGGGGACAGUCGGUCACCCUCAUCGUGCAGAGCAGCGCCCCUCCCUGCACUGCCGCCCUGCAGUCACCUGCAGAGGCCAGCUGCCCCUCGUCCCGCCCGGCUCCCACGGCCGUGCUGUUGUCUAGAAAACAGCGUCCCCUCCUUCCUGGGCGGAGCGCUGUCCACGGGCGACGCCGGUCCCUUCCAGCCGCCGCCCUCCGCCGACUUCUGUGCAGCUGUCCACGGCUCCGAGGGAGAGCACUGUAGCCGGGAGCAGGGCCUCCAGGAACACAGGGCCGGCAUUCCUGCCCUCUCCUGCGCGGGGCCUGGCUCCAGGGCGAGGUGGUGGUUUUACAGAGUACACUGUGUAUUUAUUUUCCCGUGUAAGUUAUUUAUGCGCAGGGUUUUCCUGCAGAGCGCGACAGUGCCUGUCCUGCUCCGCAGCGCCUGGUGCCCUCGUGCCGGGUUUGCUAAUAAAGACCGUGCCCUCCACCCGGUGGCGUGGCCGCCUGUCCUCA